AUGGUUAUCACAAACAAGGUUUUUGAUUCAACAUGUUGGUUGAUGUUCGUGCCCAAGUCAAAGCGCAGCCAGGCGCACUGUUACCCUCAAAACUCCAUGGUCCAAUCAAGGCCUCCAUACCGGCGGGGUAUUACUACGACUGGUUAUACUUACAAGCAUGCGAGUGAACAAGAAAAAAAGGGAAUAACCUUGGCCCUUACUUUCGUCGAAUAUACCAAGCUUGGCCUUGAGCAAAUUGCCACAUCUCUGCAGACCAGCAUAUCUCCGCGCUAUGCUCGCUGCUCGAAAGCGGGUAGGGAAAACCCACCCCGCGUUGAGGGUCUGUCUGGACAAUGUCUGAACACCAAGGAAGCCGGCGGGCAUCACAGCACCACGUUUUUACUCGGGCGUAGUACGAGUAGAUUGUGGAGACACUUUCUGCGCGAGACCUGUUACUCGCAAAAGCAGCUGGUGACGGAGCAGGCAGUAUGCUCGUCGAGCCAUGAGAUUUAA
Pyricularia oryzae 70-15 is the source of this 492-nucleotide messenger RNA. RefSeq lists its product as uncharacterized. The record is from RefSeq and is a predicted model, not a curated record. Bases 1 to 492 code for a protein of 163 amino acids. The transcript is spliced from 2 exons. Lineage: Eukaryota; Fungi; Ascomycota; Sordariomycetes; Magnaporthales; Pyriculariaceae.